Messenger RNA from Saccostrea echinata, 1797 nucleotides. Its product is annotated as amidase-like. The coding region runs from base 73 to 1611 and encodes 512 amino acids. The transcript has 11 exons. Lineage: Eukaryota; Metazoa; Mollusca; Bivalvia; Ostreida; Ostreidae. The record is from RefSeq and is a predicted model, not a curated record. Gene Ontology annotation, molecular function: catalytic activity.
AUUAUCAGAAGUUUACAGAGAUUUGUCAGCAAAAAGACUAUUUUCCAUUUUUCUUUUUAAAAUCGAUAUUAAAUGUCAGACUCAGAUGAAAUGGAAUUUACAAAAAGUCCCGCGAUUGUCAGAUUAUCUGAGGAAGACAUCAAGUCAAUUUCAGAGAAACUGAGACUUAAACUAACGCCAGAAGAAUCCAAAGCAACAUACGAAUUCUGUGGAGAUAUUUGCAAAGCUUAUCAAAGAGUGUUUGAACUCAUACCACCAACUCCUACCGUCAAAUACCCAAGGACACCCGGAAACAGGGAAACAAAGGAUGAUUCUUGGUAUUACAAGUGUGACAUAAUAGGAGCUGAUAAUGGAUUAUUGGCGGGAAAGACAAUUGCAAUCAAAGACAACGUGUGUGUGGCCGGAGUUCCUAUGAUGAAUGGAAGUAAAAUACUUGAAGGAUUCGUACCAGAUAGAGAUGCCACGAUUGUUACAAGAAUACUGGAUGCAGGAGGAAGAAUUACUGGAAAGGCUAUUUGUGAGGACUUGUGUUUUUCUGGCUAUGGCUCUACAUCGCCCUUAGGACCUGUUAAAAACCCUUAUGAUCCUACCAGAACAACAGGAGGAUCUAGCUCAGGAUGUGCUUCUCUAGUUGCCAGAAAUGUUGUUGAUAUGGCAAUUGGUGGGGAUCAGGGUGGAUCCAUUCGUAUACCGUCCAGUUGGUGCGGCAUUGUGGGACUUAAGCCGACCCACGGGUUGGUUCCCUAUACUGGGAUAAUGCCGAUAGAAAUCACUCUGGAUCACACUGGACCGAUGGCUAGGACCGUAGAGGACUGUGCUACUCUUUUACAGGUGACUGCUGGGUAUGACAAUGGCAACGAUCCAAGACAAUUCCCAAACAUACCGACUCAUCCCUAUUCAAAGUUGUGCAAUGAUGGAGUAAAUGGUAAGAAGGUAGCUCUUCUCAGGGAAGGUUUCGAAGAAGUAGAAGAAAAUUUGGCAACUAUCGUGAGGGAUGCUGCCUAUAAACUCAGGGAAGCUGGUGCAGAAGUGUACGAGGUGUCUCUCCCAAUCCAUAACGAUGGUUUAGCCAUCUGGACACCAGUUGCCUUUGAGGGAACAUACCAAACUAUGGUGAAAGGAAAUGGUCAUGGAUAUGGUUGGAAAGGAGCCUACGACCUCCCAUUACAAGAAAAGCUGGCAGGUGCUUUUAAUCUCCGUCCCUUUGAUUGUCCACUACCUGUUAAAAUCAUCAUGCUCUUUUCAGAGUAUAUACAGAAAGAGUAUCAAAACAAAUUUUACGCUAAGGGUCAGAACUUGGUCCAAUAUUUGACGAUGGAAUAUAACAGAAUUCUGAAGGAUUAUGACGUCAUGAUAAUGCCUACAUUGCCAGGGAUGCCAUCUAAACUCCCUACAACAGACACAUCAAUUGAAGAAACCCUGAAACGUCAAAAAUUGAUAAAGAAAAAUACAGCCCCAUUCAAUGCCACAGGCCACCCCGCUCUCACCAUAAACGCAGGCUUCAUUGAAGGACUACCUUGUGGAAUGAUGAUUGUGGGUAGAAUGUUUGAGGAAAGUACUGUUUUACAGGUCGCGAGAGCAUACGAGAAAAUUCGAGAUCGGACAUCUUAGUUCAUAGUUUAGUUUGACGAGGAUUGAAUACGAAAAAGCUGGAUUAGUAUAUUCUUUUCGUUGUUAUCAUUCACUACAAUAUAUUGAAUAUCAGUACAUGUAUAUAGUUUUCUUUUUAAAAAGAUCAUUUCUUAUUCAUUAAUAAUUCGAUUUUCUAAUCUCUAAAUACAGCAUGGGGAUUCUUAU